AUGGACGAAAUCCAAGUCGACAAGAAGCAGAUCCGGCCAACAGAGAGCAGCACUCCGGACUAUGAGGUUUCUAAGCUAACGACUAUUGAUGAUUAUGAGGUUGAGGAUUUCUACGGAUCCUCUACCACUAAGGCAUACCGCUUGAAGUCUGAGUUCCAAUGGAAACUCUUCGUGGUCACCGGUUUCGGAUGGAUAGUCGAUAAUUUUGCAUCACAGGGCAUUGGAAGUGUCCAGCCACCUAUCAAGCAAGAGUUCACUGGUAUCGUCCAAGUCAGCUACAGUUCCGUUGCGUAUUAUGUUGGCCUCAUUUUGGGUGCUUCGUUUUGGGGUCUAUCGAGCGAUCUCAUUGGACGCAAGCCAGCCUUCAAUUGUACGCUACUCAUUGCUGGCAUAUUUCUGUGUGCCGCUGCUGGUUCAAUGAACUUCAUUGCAUUCAGUGCACUUUGGGCAGUCAUUGGAACUGCAGCCGGUGGAAAUGUGCCUGUUGAUUCGAUGAUAUUUCUAGAAUUCGUCCCAGGAAGUCAUCAGUAUCUUCUCACAGCUCUUUCGGCUUGGUGGAAUCUGAGUCAACUUAUUGUCUCCUUGAUUUCUUGGGUAUUCCUAGCCCACUUUAGUUGUCCAACUGAUGCCACCCCAGAAACAUGUUCUCGAAGCCAGAACAUGGGAUGGAGAUACACACUCAUCACUCUAGGAGGUCUAGCCCUCGCAUUUACCAUCAUACGCAUUUUUGUUUUCAAACUCCCUGAAACCCCCAGAUAUCUGCUCUCCCAGGGAAGAGAUCAGGAUGCGGUCAACGCCAUUAAUUAUGUUGCGAAACAAAAUGGAAAGCCAGAGCCCCUGACGCUUGAGAUGCUUCAAGAAAUCGAUGCCAGGUUUGGAAAUACUCCCAGCGAAGGAGAGUCUAAGCGAAUGUCAACAAAAGAAAUUGUGAAGGAGAACAUGCAAGCGUUCCGAGGGGAGCACUACCGUGCACUGUUCGCAACUCCAAAGCUCGGUAGACAGACAUUGAUCAUUUGGGCCAUCUGGUUGACAGUCGGAAUCGCAUACCCGCUGUUCUUCGCCUUCUUACCUUCCUACCUUGCGACCAAAUUCACAGAAAAAUCGUCUCUCUCCCUAACAUAUCGCAACUACUGCAUCACAUCAGCUGUCGGAAUAGUCGGACCAUUAUCUGCCGCAGUAUCGGUUAAUACCCGCAUGGGAAGAAGAUGGAUGAUGUCAAUUUCAGCCGCUGUCACAGGCGUGUUCCUCUUCGCAUAUGUCGGAGUCAACACUCCAUCAGCCGACUUGGCAUUUUCUUGUGUUACCAGCCUUCUAGGCAAUUUCGAAUACGCUAUUAUGUACGCGUUCACUCCAGAAUCAUUCCCAGCUCCUCAUCGUGGCACGGCUUGCGGAACAGCGGCUGCGCUCCUUCGAUUUGGAGGACUCGUCGCCAGUAUUAUCUCGUCGCAGACCGGUUUUACCACUGCACCAAUCUAUGCGAGCGCGGCAUUGUGGAUUGUUGUCGGAGUUUUGUGUCUGGGAUUGCCGUUUGAGACACAUGGACACGAUGCGCUAUGA
Penicillium roqueforti is the source of this 1557-nucleotide messenger RNA. Its product is annotated as MFS transporter. Gene Ontology annotation, molecular function: transmembrane transporter activity. Gene Ontology annotation, biological process: transmembrane transport. The record is from RefSeq and is a predicted model, not a curated record. The transcript has 7 exons. NCBI's taxonomy places the organism in Eukaryota, Fungi, Ascomycota, Eurotiomycetes, Eurotiales, Aspergillaceae. The coding region runs from base 1 to 1557 and encodes 518 amino acids.